Molecule: messenger RNA, 2034 nt
Organism: Melanotaenia boesemani (Boeseman's rainbowfish)
Lineage: Eukaryota; Metazoa; Chordata; Actinopteri; Atheriniformes; Melanotaeniidae
Gene: cxcl14
Product: chemokine (C-X-C motif) ligand 14
Exons: 4
Coding region: 272-571 (99 amino acids)
Biological process (GO): antimicrobial humoral immune response mediated by antimicrobial peptide; cell chemotaxis
Cellular component (GO): extracellular region
Molecular function (GO): chemokine activity
Source: RefSeq, a predicted model, not a curated record
CUGCAAGCGACAGAGACAGAGAGACCUGAACGGCGGACUGGAGUCUCGUUCAAGCGCUCAGGACGCACAGACGGAGUUGCACAAUCAGCGCACCGAAGGCACUCCACACAACAGAAAACCUUCAACGCGCCCUCACAUCUCCCCGCCUGUGAUCUCUGCAAGUGGAUUUAAUCGACUUCCCGUAAAAGUCUUAGUUAUUGUGCGCAUUGAAGGAUUUGAUUUUUUUAGGAAUUUAUUUCACAAAACACUUUUUUAGUCUACCUGUGAAGACAUGCGUCGGUGCACAGUGGUGCUGCUUUUGUUAGCGGUGUCCAUAUACUUCCUGAGCGCUGAAGCCUACAAGUGCAGGUGCACCAGAAAAGGACCAAAGAUCCGAUACAAGGAUGUGCAGAAGCUGGAGAUCAAACCCAAACACCCUAACUGCCAAGAGAAGAUGAUAUUUGUGACAAUGGAGAAUGUCUCCCGGUUCAAAGGGCAGGAAUACUGUCUUCAUCCCAAACUUCAGAGCACAAAGAAUCUGGUCAAAUGGUUCCGCAUCUGGAAGGACAAGCACAGGGUGUAUGAAGCCUAAACUCUUAGCUACCCAGAACGUAUGGAUGGAGUGUGACUAAAAAGACAACAUCACCAGGGCUGUACACACUACAGCUGUACUUCUCCCUCUUCUGCCUGCAGAUCUGUCAAGCACAUCAAGAGUUAUCUGUAGUCUGUAUAUAAUCUGAAUGGCUUCUUUUAGUCUGCCAUCCAUGUAGUUACAUCUCUCACAUUCCCAGGUUCUUUACAACUGUAGUUACGUUUGUCAAGUAGAGGGAGGAGACACAGCCAUCUGUUCUCAAACAGUUGUAGCUCUGUUCAGGUAUUAUUUAAAGGGACUUCUCUUUUGCUUUGCCUUUUAGGAUUCACAGGGAAUACUGUGUAGAAGAUAAUGAUGAAACCGACAAAACCUUCCUUUGAAAAAUACAGAAGUCUGUAUUCAGAACACAGGUAUAUUUGAACUCUGCCAGCAUGUAGGAUCUGGUUUAGCAUGUUAAGAGAUUGCAGUUGAAAUGCAGUGAUAAAAUAAGUUAGAUUGUUUGUAUUUGUAGCUGAGAGUCAGUGUGUGGUUUCAUUUGAAGCAGAUGUUGCUGUCAUUCUUAAACUGAGAAAAUUCAACCACUGUGUGUUCGUGUUUGUAUAUGUGUGUGUGUGUGUGUGUGUAUGCGCGUAAGAGAGUAUGUAUUUAGCAUGUCCAUGCUAGGUAUAAGUGUCAAACAAGCACAACUCUUCACGCCAACCUCUUUGUAAAAUGUUUUCUCUCUUAACCUGCAGGGCAUACACUCAACAGAUUACACACAAUUCAAAUAAAUCAUUUGUGCCAUUUUUAUACAUAGUUUUUAUUAAAUACACAAAUAAGGCAAAACCAUUAUCUAUUCAAUCACUAGUCAAGCUUUUUUGUUUGUUUUUUUCUCUUGAAAUAAAUGUGUAAUGAAGCAAUAUGUCAUAAUGUAUAAACUGUCUAGAGCUAUUGGGAAUGAGUUGGGUUUAAUAGCAUCCUAAAAGGACAGAGCUGACAAUAAUCUAGAUUCUUAUUAUUGUCAGCGCACCUGCACAUAACAUCUCUCCAUGUUGUUUUUCUAACUUUCAAACCAUUUAUGGCACUCCAUCUCAUUUGUUCCUUUUGAAAAAGUAUAUAAUAAUAAUUGUUAUCAAAGUUAAAAUUCAACAUUGUGCAUUCCAUGAGGAGUUUUUUUUUAUUGUGGAUUUAUAGAAAGGUGCAUGACUUGACAACAUAACAGUAGCCCGUUAGCUACAGUUUUUAUGGUUAUAAAAAAAGUACAUCGGUCAGUGCUAUCAUGUGGCUCUUUAAAAUUGUUUUUGGACAACAGUGGAGCGAAACAGCACAGAAAAUCCAAGGUUUUUAGAAACAAAGAGGGUAAAUGCUUUUGUUUUCAUUUGGAUUUUUGUGAUUUGACUUGUUGACAAUAAACACUGUUAAAUAUGAUCAGAUUCAUCUUAUAAGACGGCUAUGUGUAAUAUACAAAGACCAGUGUUGGGGGG